AUGCAUUCGAACUGUGAAAAUAUUCUACUACCUGUGGAAAUGGAGCGCCCUUACCAUGAAGAGGCGCGGCCUCUAGAUGUCACGGUGACCCAGGCGGACUUCAACUGCUUGCGGACAGACCUCGUCUCGCUUAGGCGCGUCCAUAGGCAGCUAGCCACCCCUAUCCAGGGACUCAGCACCGCUGCCAUGCGAGAGGACCAAAAAUAUCAAGCCAGAGCCAUUCUAACUCGCAUGAUGGAGAUCCACCUGGAGAUGGCUCGUAUUCUAGAGGAGCUGCAACGAUCAUCUCUCAUUAUCCAGGCCCUAGUCGCUCAAUAUGCGGAGCUGGAGAACGAUGUCUGGCUCCUUCUGUAG
Molecule: messenger RNA, 354 nt
Organism: Penicillium cosmopolitanum
Lineage: Eukaryota; Fungi; Ascomycota; Eurotiomycetes; Eurotiales; Aspergillaceae
Exons: 2
Coding region: 1-354 (117 amino acids)
Source: RefSeq, a predicted model, not a curated record